AAGGUUUAUAAUACUCCGUGACUUCGAGGUUGUUUUGACUUUUAAGGUUAUGUAAGUCCUAGUAGAUCUGAGGGUGUGAGAGAGGAUUGCGUUUAGUUAGUAUUUAUUCAUUUAUUAUUUGCGGCGCUGUCGUUUGUUGAACGUGUCUCAUCACUCAGGCACAACGGAACUAUGUAGAAAAAAAGACAUGCCGUUGAAAACAGAGAAAUAAUAACAAAGGGUAACAUUAAUGGUGGAAGAAGGACAUACCUAUCUGCAUAUCCCAUUCCGUACAAUUUUGUAGAUGAACGAACCAGAAUUGAAAGAAUUGUUGCACCGUAUGUUGUAAACUAUAUAUCUGAGUUACUGUAACAUACAAAUGAAGAGACGACAGCGGAGGCCCGUUUUGGAUAUCAAUAGCGAACAAUCAGAAUCUCCUCGCGGACGCUGGCAAAACAAAUAUCAACAGAUCGCUGUUGAUCACCCAGAACAAAAUGGAAACCCGAAUAAUCCAUUGGCCAGUUUACUUGGCCAGUAUAACUCGGACAGUGAAACCGAAGAUGUGAAACAAGAAUCCAAUCAACUGAAUGAUAAAGUUAACGACUUUUUAAAGGAGAUUCAAAUGAUCAUCCCGGACACUGUUAAUUCUAACAAUACUAAGAAAACGACCGAUCCAAUGAUUCCAUCACAGCGGAGUAGUCAGCCUGGGCAAAAUGAAACCUCAAACAGCCCCUGGCAAGAAUGUUUCGAUGAGACAACAGGUUACCCGUAUUACUGGCACAUUGAAACAAACGAAGUAACUUGGGAAAUGCCAAGUGAAAUGAGAUUACACCGGGAAAAAUCCUCUCAAGUUAAUCAGAAUCAGAAUCAGGUCGCAAUACAGCAUCAAACUCAUCCUGCUCACACCCAAGUACAAUGGCCAAAUUUUCUGCCAAACACAUAUCCAGAACUGCAAACCAACAUUCCAGAGGGAAUGAUACCCAAAGAAGUCGUUGCUAGAAAUAGAAAUAGACAAGUUGGUAUAUCUAGAGGGAAUCAACCAAGUACUGAACUCACUACUGAAGCUCCAAAAAAAACUGGGCCAAAGGAUGAUGAAUCUGACGAUGAGAAAAUUGAAAUGAUAACGUCGUUUGGCGAUGAUGAAAGUGAGUCUGACGGAAGCGACAGUGAUUCUGCAUUGAAAAAAUCAACAUGUGACAAAGUCUCUGCCCAAAAAAUUCAUAAAUUGAAAGAAGUUUGUAAGAAUUCCCUGUCCGAAGUCGAGGAAAGUCCUUCUAUUGGUCCUUUUCUUCCACUGGAAAUCAUUCCCAUGAUACACGGACCUGAGAACGUUAGUGAAAAUGGUAAUAGUCAUGUAGAUAAUGGUAUAGAAAGUGUUACCAAAGUCGAGGGAAGGGAUGAAAAUGUAUAUUCGAGCAGAAAAAUUGAGAAUUCUUUAGUGAACCAAAAGGUGACUGUUAAGUCUGAGGAUAGUGAAGAAGAGAAUAUAUUAAUGAGACUCAAGAACCAGGCAAAGCUGCUACAGUCAUUGGGAGGUGAGGUUCCAGAGUCUGUUGAAACUUUGAUAAAGGAUGAAGUAAACGAUCAGGCAGAAAAUCUGGAACAAGAUGACAUAAUUUCACAGAUAGAGAAAGAGAUGCCCGUGGAUCACGCGAGAAAUUUUAGUUCUAUUAGUAAAAUGAAAUCAGAAACAUUGAAGGGCUUGAGUAGCGAAUCAUCCAGACUACAAGAGACUAAGAAAAACAAGGAUAUCAAAAUCUCACUUGUUGCUGGGUACAGCGACGACUCCGACUUUGAGGAGGAAACUUCACCCAAGAAAACUGGGAAUGCUCAACCACUAUUUCCAAUAAUGUCCAACUAUACCGGCAAAGAGAAUUCUGAUAAUGUGUUGCACAGUACACUGAAAGUUUCCGACGAAUUUAAUCCUGCAAAGGAUGUUUCUGUGGUUAAUUUAGGAAUAAAAGGUGCAGAACAGAAGCAAUGGGAUUUUGUUAAUGCUGGUAAAUUAUCGAACAGCAGUGCAGAGGACGCAGACAAUGCAGACGGCGAUUCAAGAGGAACAACUGAUAAUACGAGUCAGUCAGCGCUGAAUGGACAAGAAAGCUUAGAAUCUAGUGAAACUAGGACAACCAGAUUGGACACUGAAUUAAGCCGUCAACAAACUUUUUUGGAGAACUUGGAAAUGCCAGUUAAAGGAUUUCAGCGAAAAAAACGAAUUGCUUUUGAUGUUGUGCCAAACAAAAUAAGCAAACCACAGUCGGAGUCUGUGACAAAUCAGGCUUCGAGAACUGAACCCUCAUCUUUGACUUUUUCGACAACUGGAACAUCUCUGGAUGAUUCAGAACGCCAUGGGUUUGGAUUUCAUAAAGAAUCUAAGGCGCAACCAGACGCUGAGACUGGAGAUUCCUCCGGAGAAGUUUCAAGAGAUAGAAUUACCAGCAACAAACAAAAAACAGAUAAAGAAACUAGUCAAUCAAACAAAUGCAUAAGCUUUGUCAAGGGAGAAACGACUGAUAGCUCUAUCAGUACAGAGGAAAAUGUCAAGUCUGAAGUAGAUAAACCAAUUGUUGACAAUAAACAGUUAAAAGAAAUGACUGAGAUUGUUAUGGAAAAAAUUAAAUUUCUCUCUGAGGGAAGCCAGAAUCUUUCGGCCAUUCAAAUAAUGGUGAUACAGCUCCAAACCUUGGUUGGCGCAUGGGAGGCAGGAGACUUGAAGGAAGGCUACUUGCAUGAGUGGUUGAAGGGUACGGGACUUGAGUUGGGCAGAUUAGAGCAGGCAGCUGCGCCUCCAGGAUGGGAUUGCCACUGGGAUAGAUCGCAUAAACGAUACUACUAUCGCAACUCUGUCACUGGGGAGGCUCAAUGGACAUAUCCAGAGGCUGAUGUUGUUGGCGGUACUGAAGAAAUGGACUUGUGCACCACGCCACCUCCCCCAGAGGACGAGGGUCUGCAGCUAAUCGAAGAGGCGUCAAAUGAAACUGAGCAGAAACCUAAAUUGGAUUCAAUGCCAUUAAUUAUUACUGGCGACAACAAAAUCAUCCAGGUAACCAAGGACGAGUAUAAAAGCUUAGAGGCUCCACCUCCACCUCAGAUUUCAAGUCCAAGUCCUCCGCCACCGCCGCGAAUAUUUGCAGCCGACUUGAAGAAAGGUAAAAAACGACGAGGAAGUACCAGUGAGCGGAGUUUAGACUCAAAAAAAGAAAAAACAGAGACGGCAGGUUCUUCAUCCGAUGGAAACGUCAGUGUGGAUCCCCCGCUGCCCUCGUCUCCCCCCAAGAACCCUUCUCAGCCUCCACUUCCUCCGACUCCUCCUCAUCCUGCGGUUAUUCCAAACCCACCUAGCAGUGAACCCUUACCUCCAGGUGUCGACCCUAAAGAUAUGCCUUAUCCUCUGCCGGCUGUAACUGCGGUGGAGCAGAGCGUUGUCUACCCUGGGCCAACGCAGCAGACAAAUCCGAUUUACGCAGCAACGAUCAGUGAUCGAGGGAUAGCUGUUCCAAUUAUUGAUCACCGGUCGACGAUCAUUCAAGGACAACUAAUGCACUACCCAACGUAUCAGCAUUUGCACAAUCAAGCAAUGAUCGCGGCAGCAGGAAGUCUGACAGGCCAGGAAGCCGUACAAUUCGUGAUAACAGAUUAUGCUCAAGUUUAUGCCAAUACACAGGUGAUUGCCAAGCCUCCUGUCAAAUCGCAGACCGAAUCGCUGGGCUCAGCCCUUGAUUCGUUUUACAGCGAUAUUGCAUCUAUCGAAAAAACAAACUCAGAACAAGAAUGUAUGAUUCAACAAGACAUUGAAACACGCCGGAAAGAAGCUGCUACUCCUCCACUAGCAACAUUGCCUAACACAGUAAUUACGUCAUCUUCGCAUGCAGAAAUCGAACAGCCUAACGCGUCUAUAGAUCUUGCAGGGAAAGAGAAAAAGAAGAAAAAGACGAAAAUAGGUAUUGGGAAGAAACAGAAAGAGAUGUCGACUAUGGUAGCGAAAUGGCAGAAAGCUCAGCAGGACUUUGGUGACAGCGAAUAGAACGAAUUACAGUGAUGAAUUCAGAAGUUUAUAUGAUUCACAUUACCUGAUCAACAUACAGUGAGAAUAAAAUGUUACAAUAUAAGGACAGAAUGAGUGGAAUUGGAAUAGAAUAGUAAAUGAUAAGAAUAUAAUAUGUAUUAUACUUUGCAGAAAUAAUUGUCAAGACAAUUAAAUUUUUCAAUUAAA
This is a messenger RNA of Neodiprion virginianus, 4192 nucleotides long. RefSeq names its product formin-binding protein 4-like. The record is from RefSeq and is a predicted model, not a curated record. The transcript has 13 exons. Gene Ontology annotation, molecular function: protein binding. The coding region runs from base 359 to 4003 and encodes 1214 amino acids. NCBI's taxonomy places the organism in Eukaryota, Metazoa, Arthropoda, Insecta, Hymenoptera, Diprionidae.